CUCUUUAAUAGUCAGGCCACCAUGCAGAGCCUUAGCAAGGAGAACCACAGUGAUGUGUCUGAGUUCAUUCUCUUGGGCUUCUCCAGUGAGUUACAAGUCAGAAUGGCCCUGUUCACCUUCUUUCUCCUCCUCUACCUCACCACCCUUCUUGGCAAUGGACUCAUCAUCACCCUGAUCUACUUGGACUCGCGCCUCCACACUCCCAUGUACUUCUUUCUCAGUAUCCUCUCCUUAGUGGACAUGAGCUAUGUCACCACCACUGUGCCCCAGAUGUUGGUUAAUAUGGUGUGUCCAAGGAGAACCAUCUCCUGGGGAGCUUGUGUAGCCCAGAUGUUCAUCUUCUUAGUUCUGGGCAUUGCUGAGUGUAUCCUCUAUGCCAUUAUGGCCUAUGACAGGUAUGUGGCCAUUUGCUUGCCCCUUCACUAUACCCUACACAUGAGCCGUCCCACUUGUAUCAAAAUGGUCACAGUCUGUUGGUCCAUCAGCAUAACUGGGGCCCUGAUCUACACUGUCUUCACCAUGCACCUGCCUUAUUGUGGCCCCUACAAGAUAAACCACUUCUUCUGUGAGGUCCCUGCUGUCUUGAAGUUGGCCUGUACAGACACAUACCUCAAUGAUCAUUUGGACUUCAUCUUGGGUUUCGUCCUGCUUCUGGUCCCAAUGUCCCUCAUCCUGGACUCUUAUGUCCGCAUCUUUGCCUCCAUAUUAAGAAUCCGCUCAUCCCAGGGCCGGCUCAAGUCCUUCUUUACAUGUGCUUCCCACAUCACUGUGGUCACCAUGUUCUAUGGGCCAGCCAUGAUGAUGUACAUGAGACCUGGCUCCUGGUAUGACCCAGAGCAGGACAAGAAGCUGGCCCUGUUCUACAAUGUUGUCUCUGCCUUCCUCAACCCCAUCAUCUACAGCCUCAGGAACAAGGAGGUAAAGGGAGCCUUUUUGAAAAUACUUGGAGACAGAGGGACAGCUCAGUGA
Messenger RNA from Trichechus manatus latirostris (Florida manatee), 969 nucleotides. Its product is annotated as olfactory receptor 2A12-like. Gene Ontology annotation, biological process: detection of chemical stimulus involved in sensory perception of smell; G protein-coupled receptor signaling pathway. Gene Ontology annotation, cellular component: plasma membrane. Gene Ontology annotation, molecular function: G protein-coupled receptor activity; olfactory receptor activity. The transcript has a single exon. The record is from RefSeq and is a predicted model, not a curated record. Bases 22 to 969 code for a protein of 315 amino acids. Lineage: Eukaryota; Metazoa; Chordata; Mammalia; Sirenia; Trichechidae.